CCGCCUCUCUUCACGACGUUAACCCUCCAACCCACAUACGCCCCAGUCCAUGGCCGAUCGCCAGAAAGUCGACGCCCCCACCGGCUCUGAUGCUGGCUCCCUCUCAAAGGCAGAUGGCGCAGGCCCCAAAGCCAUCAUCAAGAACGUCGACAUGGGCGACGACAUGCAGCAGGAGGCAGUAGACAUCGCUUCCGCCGCCCUCGAGAAGUACAACAUCGAGAAGGACAUCGCCGCACAGAUCAAGAAGGAGUUCGACAAACGCCACGGUCCUACCUGGCACGUCGUCGUCGGCAAGAACUUUGGCUCCUAUGUCACCCACGAAACCAAGCACUUCAUCUACUUCUACAUUGGCUCCCUUGCCAUUCUCAUCUGGAACCGGAGACUCGAGGAGCUGGAACGAGCAGCAAGUCGCCGUGCAGGGAAGGGCGUUGGAUUGAAGGUCCACCGGGGCAUGCGUUCCACGCUCGCAUACUACUGGCAGCAGAAGCAGCAGCAGCAGGGGUCUUGGACGGUCCCCGCUGUCGAAUCCGCCGUAACAAGAUUAUUGGUUUCUAUCAAAGCCCUCCUCGAAUCACUCACGCAAUGGAGCAAAAGCUCCGUCGACGAGAAUCAAGUCAGUGAUGUUUACGUCCGACUUGGAAAUGACUUCAACUCUGCUGUGGCCGCCUUUGGAGCCUUCGGGAUCGACAUGAGCGAACUUGCAUCCGUACCAGAAGACCUCCGCUCUGUCCUCGAGGCCUGUCUCUCAGAGGACGCCACGCCCGAGAACCUCGAGGUUUACCUCCCCGAAGUGCGCAAGAUUAUCACCAGCCUUCUCCAAGGACUACGUGGAAAGCAGUCCAUAUACCGACGCAUCGUCUCCGAUCAAAAGCGUUCUGAAGGAGGCAGUGAUCGGGACUCUCGCUCAUCGAGAUCAGAACGCCCGCGGGGAGACGACCGCGACGCCGCUCGUCAGUCCUCCCGCGGGCCCACGCCGUCCACCGAUGGACCGCCUUCACGUAGCAAGACGCCCUCCGGCUCGUCAAGACGUAAGCCAUCCACCUCUGAGAACGUUCCACCCCCCGCUAUGCCAAACGGGUCAGAACCGUUCGUCGGCGGGUUCGCUCCACCCGGCGCCUCUGCAGACCCCGACACACGGCCAUCGCGUUCCUCUACUCCCAUGCAGGCUCGUCCAUCUUUCACACAGUCAGGCAGCUUCCAAGCUCCCCGUGCGUAUUCCACUUCUUCAGCCGACCCCAACUUCCCUCGCGAUCCCCGAUCACACACAAACGGCUUCGGCACACCCCCGCCUCCCGAACAGCCUCUCCCUCCUCCACCUCCCGCCCAAGCACCAGUGCCCAGCCACGUCAAGCGAUUUUCGCUCGUUGACGCUCCUGUCCCCCCACCCCCAUCUGUAGUCGUCAAUGACGGCUCUCCCGCUCCUGGAGUAGCUUCGUUGGAUGGCAACUCCCCUCCCACAAGCCCUCCUGCGGAGAACUCGCCGCUCGAUCAGAGCGCGCCCGCGGUCCAGACGUCGCUCGCCGCGCUGAAGAAGGCCGAGGCGCUCGAGCGGCGCGCAUCGAAGCGCUUCUCGACGUACAACAUUUCCAAGAUGACCGGCGGCGGCGGCGGCGGCUCCAUGCGCGUAGCGGGGGGCGGCGGGGGAAACCGCCGCUCGCUCCUCGCCGCGAACGGGAUGCUCACCCCCGCGGAGCUUGCUGCGCUGGCGGAGGAGGGCGAGAACGCGAGCCCGAGGAAGAAGGGUGGCAAGUCGGGGAGAGCAAGGGGCCCAUCGCCGAUCGCGGAGGGCGACGAGCCUCCGCCUGUGCCGCCGCUGCCCCAGACGAAGAGCCCAUCGCCGCAGCUGCGGCCGGUGCCUGAUCAGGAUAAGGAGAAACCGGCGGACACAACGCGCGUGUCCACUGCCGAGUCCGAGAGCUCGGGGCCGCCGACAGGGCCGUUCCCGGUGUUCUUGCAGGUGGGGAGGGAGGUGAAGAAGGUGAUGAUUGAACCUGGGAUGUCGCUGGCGACGCUGCGAGUGUUGUUCGUGGACAAAUUCUCGUAUAGUCCGGGACAAGACAACUUUCCAGCGAUUUAUAUCCGAGAUCCCUCUAGUGGGGUGCAGUACGAGUUGGAGGACGUGGACGAGGUGAAGGAAAAGGUUCUGUUGUCGCUCAAUAUCGAACCCCUUGACCAGAUCAAGCAGCACAUCGACUCCCAGAUAUCGACACUGCAGCAGGAUAUCAAGGACCUCCGAACCGCUGUCGUCAGCAACCGACGUACAUCCACCAUCAUCACCCAGCCUAUUGCGGAAAGCACGCCCGUCGCGCCUCGACCUUCAGAACAGAAGUUUCGCGAUGUCGCUCGUCGUAUAUCGCGCUUACUUCCCGACCAUGGUGGAUUCCCUGAGCGUUCUCAGAGCCCGACGCCGAUCGCAGAGCCGUUACAGCCUCAAUUCACCGGUGCCACGCUCCAGCCUCAGAUGACGGGCAUGUCUAUGGCGUCCGAGUAUACCACACGCGUCGUCUCGGAUCUGAAGACUCAGUUUGACGAGGUGCAGAACCUUCGGCGCGACCUGGGCAUCAUGCGGCAGCUGUACACAGAGUUUAUGAAACAAACCAAGGAGUCACUCGGCACGCUCCGGCAGCAGACGCAGACGGUCAAGCAGCUGUCGACGCAAAAGGUCGGCGGCGCGCGCGCGUACAUCGACACUGGCAAGGCGAAGCUUGACACCCGCUCGUCGAACGUGCUUACGAAGAUGGAGGAGCUGCAGGACACCGUCGAGGGUAUCAAGGACGACGUGCUGAAGCGCAAUGUGUCCCCAAAGACGUUCUUCCUCAAGCAGGUCAAGGGCGAUAUCGAUUCGGCCGCGACGGAGCUGCAAAGUCUCAGGGACCACAUCCAGACGAUCAAGCCGAUGUGGAAGAAGACGUGGGAGGAGGAGCUGCAGAAUAUCGUCGAGGAGCAGCAAUUCCUCCAGCACCAGGAGGAGUUCCUCGAAGACCUGUUCGAGGAUCACAAGGCUGUCGUCGAGGUCUUCGGACACGUCGAGAAGGUCAUAUCCCUGCGUGGAUCGGCGUCGAGCAAGCGCCGGGCGCCCGCGUUCAGGCCGCCGCCAAUGGAAGAGGGUCACGGCGGGCUAAGCACGGUGAUGUUGGAGAUCAAGAGCGCGGCGGUGGACCCAGAGAAGCGCUUGAAGGCGAUCGCGGCGAAUGAGAAGAAUAGGGAGCGUGAGCUCGCGAGCCGGUCAGACGAGUUCCAGACGGAACUGUCGGGCUUCGUCGCGGGCAAGAAGUUGCGGAUGACGGGCGGGGCUGAGGAGGUGGAGCGGGUGCGGCAGAGGAGAAACGAGCUCACAUUGAAGGCGAUGUUUAACGGAAGCGGGAGUGGAGGGACAGCGUCGCCCGUCGUAGGGACGGGGAGUGCUUUACCAUCGCCUGUUGCGCCGAAUCCGCCGGACGCUAGUGCGCACGGUGAUGCCUCGACGACGACUGUGGACCCUGCGUCGGAAGCGGCUUCGUGAUAAUGUAUGCCUAGAGACCCAGACUAACGAUACCCCGGUUAUGCUUCGAGCACUGAUAACCACAGCGGACGAACUAUGAGUAACGAAAGCGGUCUAUGCCGUCCGCUGUCGCAUAUGCGUUCAUUUUCCGCUCGCACUGACAAUUGUUUGUCUUAUUUCUCUCUUGUAGACUACCGCGACGUCCAUUCAGUCUUAAC
Molecule: messenger RNA, 3699 nt
Organism: Dichomitus squalens LYAD-421 SS1
Lineage: Eukaryota; Fungi; Basidiomycota; Agaricomycetes; Polyporales; Polyporaceae
Product: AIP3-domain-containing protein
Exons: 6
Coding region: 50-3502 (1150 amino acids)
Biological process (GO): establishment of cell polarity; microtubule-based process
Cellular component (GO): dynein complex; cytoplasm; cell tip
Molecular function (GO): cytoskeletal regulatory protein binding
Source: RefSeq, a predicted model, not a curated record